This is a messenger RNA of Dufourea novaeangliae, 807 nucleotides long. Its product is annotated as histone-lysine N-methyltransferase SETMAR-like. The transcript has 3 exons. Gene Ontology annotation, molecular function: nucleic acid binding. The coding region runs from base 1 to 807 and encodes 268 amino acids. The record is from RefSeq and is a predicted model, not a curated record. NCBI's taxonomy places the organism in Eukaryota, Metazoa, Arthropoda, Insecta, Hymenoptera, Halictidae.
AUGGCAGAUGAAGAGCAUAUUCGGCAUUGCAUGCUUUACGAGUUCCAGUUGGGAAGAAAAGCAAAUGAGGCUGCAAAAAAUAUCUGUAGUGCUUUUUGUCAAGAUACUGAAGCACUUCAGGCUCUUUUGGUUAGAAAUCCUCAAAUAACGCAACAAGAGCUUGCGACAGCUUUAAACUGUUCGCAAAAAACUAUUUGCAAUCAAUUGCGGUCACUUGAGCAAAUUGUUACCGGAGAUGAAAAAUGGGUGCUUUAUGUUAAUCUGAAGAGACGGCCACAAUGGUUGGACAAAAGCGAAGCGCCGCAGCCCACGCCAAAGCCUGACUUGCAUGCGAAAAAGGUGAUGUUGUGUGUUUGGUGGAAUUUUAAAGGAAUUCUUCAUUAUGAACUCUUACCAACCAACCAAACCAUUACAAGUGAAGUGUAUAGUGCACAAUUGGAAAGGUUAGACCGAGCUUUGAGAGAAAAAGAACCCGCGCUGAUUAAUCGGAAGGACGUAAUUCUUCAUCACGAUAACGCACGACCGCAUACUGCAAGAAUCACGGCGGAAAAACUACGCCAGUUGGGAUGGGAAGUUCUCCCACAACCUACAUAUUCUCCAGAUAUUGCCCCAUCCGAUUAUCAUUUGUUUCGUUCCUUCCAAAAUUUUCUUCUUGGAAAACAUUUCAAUAAUCAAGAGUGCCUCAAAAACGCCUUGACCGAAUUUUUUGAAUUAAAAUCACAAGAAUUUUACAAUAGAGGGAUUAAGAUGCUACCUGAGCGUUGGGCACAAGUAGUUGAAAACAACGGCGACUAUAUCGUUGAUUAA